Molecule: messenger RNA, 978 nt
Organism: Colletotrichum siamense
Lineage: Eukaryota; Fungi; Ascomycota; Sordariomycetes; Glomerellales; Glomerellaceae
Product: NmrA-like family domain-containing protein
Exons: 5
Coding region: 1-978 (325 amino acids)
Source: RefSeq, a predicted model, not a curated record
AUGGACGCCAACACUUUGAAAAUAGUUGCUGUGAUCGGGGGCACAGGCAAGUCACUGCAUGACAACCCACAAUUUCGUGUGCGGGUUAUCUCGAGAGAUCCCAGCUCUGCAAAGGCAAAGAAGCUCGCUGAUUCUGGGAUCGAUGUCGUGCAAGCCGAUUGCUGGGAGACUGAUCAGCUUAUCGAGGCUUUCAAGGGGUGCUGGGGCGUCUUCAUCAAUAUUGACUCAGACGCACCUAACUUCAAGCAACGCAUUGGGCCUUCAGAGCUUCAAAUGGGAAAGGGAAUCGUGGACGCUGCUGUCAAGGCUGGUGUCAAGCAUGCUGUUCACGCUUCUCUUCCGGCAGCAUCCGAGUUGACUAAAGGCGAGGUUCCAGUUCUGGCCUUUGACGACAAAUCGGCUAUAUCUAAAUAUCUACUUGAGCCGGGAAAGUUUGAGACGGCGGCAAUUGUGAGUGCCGCAUGGUUUCUCGAAAACGCAUUCGAUCCAAAGUACACGGCCGCUUUCGGUGGGUUUGCCAUGAUCAAAGACGCAGAAGGCUACCUGACCUGGGAGACGCCAGCCAUGGGAAAUAAUCCCGAGUCCGUGCCAUGGUUGGCGGUCGCGGAUGAUUACGGUGAUUUCGUCCAUGGGGUCUUCUUGGAUCCCCAGAGAUGGAACGGUUGUUACAUCCAUGGCGUGUCGGACUCAUCAUCUUUCGCUGAAAUGACAGCUAAGUUUGAAGAAGUUACUGGCAAGCCUGCGCGAUACAAGGAAGUUAAGACCGGUGGUCUCAGUGCAGCCGACGAGUUCAAGACGAAGGAAGUCAAUGGCCUGUUCGAUCUCAUGCAAGCUAUCGAGGGAAAUUUCUUCAACGGAAUGCCCACAGAUCAUGAGAAUGCUCGUAUUCUCAAAAAGGCUGCAGCAGAGGCACGACAGUCUAACAUUAGUUUGAAGCCGAUGACGCUGGAGCAGUUCUUCCAGAAAUAUGCCAUGUAA